This is a messenger RNA of Paraglomus occultum, 759 nucleotides long. Lineage: Eukaryota; Fungi; Glomeromycota; Glomeromycetes; Paraglomerales; Paraglomeraceae. The record is from the annotation of a GenBank genome assembly.
AUGGAGUACAUCACAGGCCUCUUUAAAGAAGAAUUCGAUCGCGCAGUAGAACUCAAAUUAAAAUCUGCAAAAACAGACUAUUUCCAUGUGAAACGAAGGAAACCUACAGAUGCAGAGCUCGCUACACUAACCGCUGGAUUCAAGGAAGAGACUGCUGAUAAAUUUGAUAAACUUGCCUGGAAAGCGGAAAAAGCAACAGAACAAUUCGAAGAAGAACACUUCAAGAAAUGUAAUCGGAGAGCCACGUAUGGUGCGACUCGACAGCAUCAGGAGAAAUGGUGUGGGGAUUUCAGGAAAGAGUACAUAAAUCGAUGGUUGGCUGAUUUCGAAAAUAAUUUUAAGCGUAAUCACAAACGUAAAAUUCGAUCUCAAGAGCUAAUCUUUUAUCCCGGUUAUUUCACAGUACAUUGGUUCUCUAAUAAAUGGAGGCCUUUAGCAAGUUAUUUCAAAGACCUCGGAAUCUCGCAGCAACCGAUGAAAGUCAUAAUACGACGUCGACAUCCGGCACAUUAUUGUUUUGGCAAACUUCGUCAUCCAAUCUGGAGAGAUGAAACCAGUCUCAGUGAUAUUGAAUAUGCUAAGCAAGAAGCAUUACGUCUACGUCUAAGAUAUCAAAUGCUCCCCGUGGGCAUUCCUAAUGAUCCGUUUAAAUCAAGUUAUGUUAGUGUCAAACACGAUGCUUCAAUCGAUUCCGACAUGGCAGAGUAUUUAAGAACAUCAGAAACUCAAAUAACCAAUAGAGAGUGUCUGUGUAAUUAG